AUGGGGGGCGAUUCGGACCCUUUUGGAGGUGCACAAUUGGGUGUAAGUUUAUUGUUCAGUGGGCAACGAACUUCUGAGAAAAAUCUGCUUUCUUUUACGGCCAGUAACGGUCGAUUAAUAUCGUUAAAACGGAAACGCAUCGAGAGCGUAAAAGACGUUUCUUGGAACAGUGAGGAGUCGUAUGGAAUCAAUGUGAAUGAGCUUUUAGAUCGAAUAGAAUGGGGCGGCAGUGGUGUGACGUUGGAACGCAGAAAAAAGAACCACAAGUCGACAUCGAAAAGGCUAUGGACUGAAACAUGGAAACCCAAGUCAUUUCUGGAUCUGGUGGGCAACGAAAGGGCCAAUAGAAUGAUUCUCAAAUGGCUGAGACAGUGGUCUCCGCUUGUGUUUGGAGAAAAAAUGGGUAAAGCCCCAGCAGACGCGAAAGAAAUGGAUCGAAUGCAACUUGAGGUCUCAGAUCCAUUGGGCAGGCCCGCAAAGCGGAUCCUCUUGAUAAGUGGGCCUCCAGGUAUAGGGAAGACGUCUGUCGCGCAUAUCGUGGCCCAGCAGGCUGGUUACGCGGUGAUUGAGAUAAAUGCAAGUGAUGAACGGGCUGGAGAACGCGUCAAGGAUAAAGUUCACAAUUCGCUUUUCAACAACACGUUUGACGAUAGACCGGUCCUGCUUAUUGCAGAUGAAAUUGAUGGCAGUACGGAAGGUGGUCUUGUCAAAGUUCUCAUCGAUAUUGUCAACAAAGACUACAGGGUGACACGCGAGCUGAUUAUGCUGAGCUCCAAACAAGGCAAAAAACGCAAUCUCUCGGAUAAAUUGCUGACCCGACCAAUUGUGGCUAUCUGCAAUAACCUUUACGCCAGCUCUUUGGAGAAAUUGAGACCUCAUUGCGAAUCUGUUACACUGCGAAAGCCAUCUGAUAGUUCGCUUCAAGAGAGACUUGAACACGUUUGCGCGAAGGAGCGGCUUCUCGUCGACAAGAAAUUUUUAAAAGAGUUGAGCGAAUCUGUUCAAGGCGACAUUAGAAGCUGUCUGAACAAUUUGCAGUUCUUAAACUUGGGACACGGCCCAUCCUCAUCAGCAUCAUCAAUGCAGGCGUCAGAAACUGCUAAGGACAGAUGCGUAAGCUGGUACAAGAUAUGUAAUCAGGUGUUUCGGAAAGGGUCCCACGCAGACAGCAAGACUCAAAUGAGAGCUUUACUGAGUGCUGCAGAAAGUAAUGGAUCAUAUCAGAAGAUCGUACAGGGUUGUUUUACUGCAUAUCCUUCUGUCAAAUAUUCUGAUUUCAAGGUCUCAAAAUCUGGCAUUAUUGCAGACUGGCUUUUUUACCAUGAGCUCAUGUUCAAAUCCCUAUUUGAGCAUGAAGGAGAGUUAUUGAGAUAUAAUUCCAUUACACCGCUGGCGUUUUUCUCUUUAUUUGGCGACGGUGCUAACAAAGAGGAUAUCAAGAUUGGAUCGGCUGAAUACGAUGUCAGGGAGGCAACUAGAGGAAACGAAAGUAUUCUUCACAGGAUGUAUCGAAGUGCUCCAACUGAAUGUAAAGUGCAUUCAAGCCGGGAAUCAUUUGCUUUAGAAGUUCUUCCUUUGCUCGACUGUUUGAUUAGUGUGGAUGUCAACCGAGUGAGUGGGACAGAUACGAAAAGGAAAAUUAUAGAAAAUGUCGCUAAUGCAGUUUCUGCGUUUGGCGUUGAGUUCAGGGAAUCCAAAGAGCCGGAAACAAACGGUGAGAUCAUCCUAGACCCACCGUUUCACCAAUUGACGAUCCUGGACGAUAAGCGAUCCAUGGAAGUGAAGAAAAGACGAGUUGCAAUCUUUAAUGUCAUCUUUGGUAAAUUGGAGGAAGAGAGGAUCAAGAAAAGAGCGCAUGAUAAAAUAAGUCGGAUCACUGAAACUGAUCAGGAAAGAAAGAAACAGAAAACGAGUUCCUCCAAGCCGGUAGAUUUCUUCAAAUCUCAGUACGCAUCUGUCAAAAACGCAAGUUCCGCUGAGAAACAUCACACUCUGACAGACGGUGACGAAGAAGCUUUUAGAGUAUGGGUGAGAUACAAAGAAGGGUUUUCCAACGCAGUUAGAAAGACUCUUACGUGGAAUAGCCUAUGGGAAUAG
Molecule: messenger RNA, 2097 nt
Organism: Lachancea mirantina
Lineage: Eukaryota; Fungi; Ascomycota; Saccharomycetes; Saccharomycetales; Saccharomycetaceae
Source: the annotation of a GenBank genome assembly